AUGAAUAAGGACGAGGACCGCCACAAUAUACAGACAUCGACGUCAACAAACAAACGCCAUCGCUUCUCGACUCCCACCCCAAAACGGCGUAGACGUGUCCCUUUCGAUCUCCCCCUAGGUCUAUCAGAAGACGACUUUUAUUCCCUUCACACACCUGCGCCAAUCGCGUAUGGGCAAAAGCACGAUGGCGAUCACCAUGGAUCGAACUCGGUAGUAGUCCGUGCGCAACAAUCCUUGUCUCCUCUCAUAAAUCCCGACUCAGUCCUUCCAUCAAUAGAAGAAGGACAAGGAGAAGACAAUGACAACUCUACAGACGACUUCAGCAUCCCCUCUCCUCUCUCAGCGUCAAAUCAGGACCAUCUACAGCCGGAAUGGACCUCAGAAGAUGACGAGACCCUCGUCGCGCUCGAGCUGGAGAAAUUCCAACUCUCCCGACAGGACUGGGGGGACUGCGCUCAGCGUACGAUGGGCAAAGACGACCUCAGCACCGCGCGACGACGAUGGGAGAUACUGAGCGGGGAGGGGAAUGGGAAUGUUACAUUGCGACGGAUAAUGGGAUUUGAAUAG
This is a messenger RNA of Monascus purpureus, 567 nucleotides long. The record is from the annotation of a GenBank genome assembly. NCBI's taxonomy places the organism in Eukaryota, Fungi, Ascomycota, Eurotiomycetes, Eurotiales, Aspergillaceae.